AUGGAAGAGUGCUGUCGGUUUGUGAAGGAUAAGCCGCAAACUCGAGGCAGCAAGCCUUUUGAGUUUGUUACAACUGCUCCAUGCCAUAAUUCUUCUCAACAUGUGGCUAACAAUUUUCCUUCCGGACACCAUGAGAAGCUACCUUACGGUAAUAAAGACAUGGUGUCCAUAUAUCAUGUUCGUGAGUAUGAUGUUCAUAAGCUGAUGCAAGUUCAGGAGCCAAUCGAUAUUUUUCUUUCUCACGAUUGGCCUCUUGGUAUUACUGAUUAUGGGAACUCACGAGAUCUUUUACGCCGAAAAUCUCAUUUUGAACAAGAGAUUCAGAAAGGAACAUUGGGAAAUCCAGCUGCAAGAGAUCUUAUGGCUAAGUUGAGGCCAUCAUACUAUUUUUUGGCACAUUUACACUGCAAAUUUUCGGCUCUCGUUCAACAUGGAGAAAUCGGGCCCGUUACGGAAUUUCUUGCCCUCGAUAAGUGCCUCCCUGGAAAUAAAUUUUUGCAGGUCAUCGAAAUUGAAUCAGAAAACGGGCCUCACGUUCUCCAUUACGAUGAGGAAUGGCUUGCAAUCACUAUAAGAAAUUUAACCCAAUCUUCCCUCGGACUAAAUUACGACCAAAUUUUAGAGUGCCGUCGGUUUGUGAAGGAUAAGCUGCAAACUCGAGGCAGCAAGCCUUUUGAGUUUGUUACAACUGCUCCAUGCCAUAAUUCUUCUCAACAUGCGGCUAACAAUUUUCCUUCCGGACAUUGGAGGAACCCUCAAACAGAAGCUCUAUUAGAGUUACUAGGCCUCGAGUAUUUUCUUGAUUAG
Striga hermonthica is the source of this 807-nucleotide messenger RNA. The record is from the annotation of a GenBank genome assembly. Lineage: Eukaryota; Viridiplantae; Streptophyta; Magnoliopsida; Lamiales; Orobanchaceae.